UACGCUAACAUAUAGUAUGACCUAGUGAAUCAUUGUAUCUGCUUACCUGUGCAAUCAAUGGUUGGUUAAAAAUAGAUCAUUGUAAUGAGCGUAAAAGUAGGGGGGAUCACCUGUGGAAAAUAAGAUAUACGGCCAUUUUGUCGCAGUUCAUUUUCAAUCAAUUACACAUUAAAUAUUCUAUUGGCAUAUUAGUGAGGUUAUUAUUAACCUGCUUGACGGGGAUGUUAAAUCAGUUUUAUUAACCAACGGCAUCAAACAUAAAAGGUGAAAAAUGGAUUCAGAAAAAAAUUCAGAAAAAGUAAAAUUGGGAUGAAGUAAAAUUUAUUGUUGAAAAACAGGAAGAUGACAGAAGUGACAAGACUGAUCCUUUAAUGAAGCCAGGUUUCGAACGAGGAAUUUCUACUGUCAGCCAAAGAGAAAAAGCGAAGGAGGAUCGACGAUACAAGUUCGGGAUAGGUUUAUUUUUGGUGUUAAACUUUCUUCUGAUAGCCCUCAUUGCAAUCACCGCAUACUAUGUAGCCACUGAAAAGGACGUGGUCGUUCUUCGUGAUUCCGACAUAUGUGUACCAUGUGAGGACCUCAAGCUUCAUCCUGAUGAUACAAUUGAGGGAAUUGAUUUCCGAGGUGACAACAAAGAGACAUGCUGCGUCAAAGAGGAAGAAGAAGGAGAAGGAGGGUCGGAAAAGCUUAUUGGAUAUUUCAUAGACCAUUGGCUGAAAAAGAAACUUGCAAGUGACAAUCGAGAGUUCACAAGAUACAAAUGUGGAGAUGACGAAGAACAUAAACCCAUUAUCAAAUUGGUUGGAAAGACGGUGAAACAAACAGGUCCUUCCGACCACAAACUGAAAUGGGACGGAACAUCUGAUUUGGCAAUUGAUCUAAAUGACGGAAGAAUCAAACAUCACGUAGACCAUGGCUUGAUUGAAAUCAAGAAGUCGGGUUUAUACCAGAUAUACAGCCAGAUUGUCCUCGAGCAUGAAAUGGCGGACAGAGACCAGCAUGGUUCCGCUUCUAUAUAUCAACACUCGGUGAUUUUGAAACAAGCAGGGAUGCCAGCUGAUUAUAAUCAUGAGAAGUUCAUUCUGAAAGUGUCUAACACCCAUUGUGCCAGCGAGUCCAACACCCACACGAUUACUAGUUACAUCAGUGGGGCAUUCCAGCUAACAGAAGGGGAUAAGCUGGGUGUCAGAGUUCAUAAUAACUCAGAGAUUGCAACGGUUCCACAUAUGAAUUUUUUUGGCGUUCAUAUGUUGUAAAUCGAAGUGGAUAAAAAUACACAGACGCUGAACAUCUUCUGAAAGAUCUUGUAACAUAUUUUUAUGAUAAAUAUGAUGCUCAAAUUAAGAUUGAUUAAUAUUGUAA
Ruditapes philippinarum (Manila clam) is the source of this 1362-nucleotide messenger RNA. RefSeq lists its product as uncharacterized. NCBI's taxonomy places the organism in Eukaryota, Metazoa, Mollusca, Bivalvia, Venerida, Veneridae. The record is from RefSeq and is a predicted model, not a curated record. Gene Ontology annotation, biological process: immune response. Gene Ontology annotation, cellular component: membrane. The transcript is spliced from 4 exons. Gene Ontology annotation, molecular function: tumor necrosis factor receptor binding. Bases 372 to 1256 code for a protein of 294 amino acids.